Messenger RNA from Notodromas monacha, 483 nucleotides. The record is from the annotation of a GenBank genome assembly. Lineage: Eukaryota; Metazoa; Arthropoda; Ostracoda; Podocopida; Cyprididae.
AUGGAACGGAUUGUGAUCUUUUCUUCGCUCGUCGUGUUCUUGGCGACUUCUGUUUAUGCUGGACGAAGCGUUUCAUCUUCGCCUGAUGAAAAUAAGCUGGCAACGACAUCGGAAGCAGCCCUUGAUAAUAUUAUGGCUGAUCUAAUAGCAGCCUACCAACAAAGACUUCUAGCAAGACGAGAUACUACUAACAAACCAGUGCCACAUGGGAAUUAUCCAGAAAUUCGGAAACGCAUAGCAACUGCUGCUUCUCAUCAUCAUCAGCACUCAAGUAAUAGUCCCAUCAGCACCAACAGCAAAAUUAAAGCCCAACGGAAUUAUCCCAGCAACAACAGCAGGAACAAGAGACAGCAGGGUUAUGGACCUGCUCAUCCCCCAUCAUCAGGACAAACAGGACUCGCUGCUGCUGGACCCGUUUACACAUUCAUGCGAACUGAUCUCGCGGGGAAUUACAAAUGGGGCGUGAGGCACAGCAUUCGCUAA